CUUCAGCCCCGCCCCUGCCCGUGUAGGGAGCUCCGCUCCUGACCCCGCCCCUGCAUGGCGCUCCGGAAACCGGCUGCUCGCGGGACCUGCCCUCCCGCCAGGCCUGGUAGGGGCGGAACCCAGCCUGCAGCUGCCAGGACCCGAGCGGCGCGAGGUGAGCCUCCGUCCAGAAGUCUGCAGUUCUCGGCCAUGGCAGUUCCCGCACGCACUUUCUCAAUGCUCCGCAGCUACCUGGGCCGAGUCCCGGGGCUGGGCGGGGGCGCAGCGUGGCUCGUGGGGGCCCAGGGGGCGGCUGGCCCCACGUUCCGGGGCUUUCAGAGCAGCGGAGUGAGACAUGAUGCCAUUGUUAUCUCAGGAACUGAAAUGGCCAAACAAAUCCAGAAGGAAAUACAGCAGGGUGUGGAGGCCUGGAUUUCCCUCGGGAACAGAAGACCUCACCUCAGUAUUGUUUUAGUGGGCGAUAACCCGGCCAGCCAUACCUAUGUCAGGAAGAAGCUCAGAGCCGCCUCUGCUGUAGGUAUCUGCAGUGAGGUCAUUCUAAAACCCAAGGAUGUUUCCCAGGAAGAACUUUUGGAUAUAACUGAUCAAUUGAACUUGGACCCACGAGUCAGUGGCAUAUUAGUUCAGUUGCCACUGCCAGACCACGUGGAUGAGCGAACAGUAUGCAACGGGAUUGCCCCCGAAAAGGACGUAGAUGGAUUUCAUAUUAUCAAUAUUGGAAGACUGUGCCUUGAUCAGCAUUCUCUCAUACCUGCCACUGCCAGUGCUGUCUGGGAAAUAAUCAAAAGGACAGGAAUCGAAACAUUUGGGAAAAACGUGGUUGUGGCUGGAAGAUCCAAGAAUGUAGGGAUGCCCAUCGCCAUGCUGUUGCACACCGAUGGAGAACACGAGCGGCCGGGAGGUGAUGCCACUGUGACAAUAGCUCACAGAUACACCCCCAAAGAACAACUGAAGAUCCAUACUCAGCUGGCAGAUAUUGUCAUAGUCGCUGCAGGUAUUCCAAAGUUGAUUACAUCUGAUAUGAUUAAAGAAGGUGCUGCUGUAAUUGAUGUUGGAAUCAACUAUGUCCAUGACCCAGUGACAGAAAAGACAAAAUUAGUUGGAGAUGUGGACUUUGAAGAUGUUAAGAAGAAGGCUGGCUUCAUUACUCCGGUGCCGGGGGGUGUGGGGCCCAUGACGGUGGCGAUGCUUCUGAAGAACACCCUCCUGGCCGCUCAGAGAGCCGUUUACUAAACCACAGGGAAGAACACAGCAAGCGGAAGUUAUGCUGUUUAUUUAUUUGUCAAAGGGAAAGAAACCUUUAUAUUUUACUACAAAGCUAUUUAUUUCUGCAUUAUUUAUUUUUUCAUGGAUGGAAUCAUUGUGGAUGAGAGGAUUCAUGUAACUUUAUACAUUUCCUGCUAACAGAUUUUGAGUUUUAGGGGGAAAAAAACAAUUCCAAUGAAAACUUUGGUAACAGUUGUUUAUUUUGUGAAUAAUAUUUGUUCAUAAUGUUAAAACCAGUAAAGGGCUCAUAAUAAAUAAUAUAUUUUUGACACAAUUAAAUAUUACACACUGUAUGUUUUCAACAAAUGUUUGUCAGCCAAAUGGGCACCCAUGUAAAAUGUAAUUUAUGUUUUACCAUAAACAUACUCCAUUUUUAUAUAUUUUAUGUUCUAUACAUACACUUAAGAAGAACUAACUUGCUAAAAGAAAGAUAAAAUAUAAAAAAUUAAAAUCUUGAUCUUAUGUGUCCCCCAAAUUUAUCCCAUGAGGCAUCCUAAUAAGAAAUGAUGUUCCA
Phyllostomus discolor (pale spear-nosed bat) is the source of this 1780-nucleotide messenger RNA. RefSeq names its product methylenetetrahydrofolate dehydrogenase (NADP+ dependent) 2 like (gene MTHFD2L). Gene Ontology annotation, cellular component: mitochondrion. Gene Ontology annotation, molecular function: methenyltetrahydrofolate cyclohydrolase activity; methylenetetrahydrofolate dehydrogenase (NAD+) activity; methylenetetrahydrofolate dehydrogenase (NADP+) activity. The record is from RefSeq and is a predicted model, not a curated record. Bases 55 to 1233 code for a protein of 392 amino acids. The transcript is spliced from 8 exons. Lineage: Eukaryota; Metazoa; Chordata; Mammalia; Chiroptera; Phyllostomidae. Gene Ontology annotation, biological process: tetrahydrofolate interconversion.